Gambusia affinis (western mosquitofish) is the source of this 2218-nucleotide messenger RNA. RefSeq names its product Fc receptor-like protein 5. Gene Ontology annotation, biological process: cell surface receptor signaling pathway. Gene Ontology annotation, molecular function: transmembrane signaling receptor activity. The transcript has 5 exons. Bases 57 to 836 code for a protein of 259 amino acids. The record is from RefSeq and is a predicted model, not a curated record. Lineage: Eukaryota; Metazoa; Chordata; Actinopteri; Cyprinodontiformes; Poeciliidae.
GCUUCUCACAAAGGAAGUGAAAAGCGUGUUAUUCAGUCAGUCGACAGUCAGACAGGAUGCUGGUAACACCGUUCUGCCUGAUGCUGACCUGCCUUCAGGUCAGCCCUGACCGGUCCCAGUUCUUCCGGUACGACUCCAUCUCCCUGAGCUGCGAGGAUCCGAUCAACUCCACCGGCUGGAAGGUGAAGAGGAGAACUUCAGACGGCGGGGUCAGGCCAUGCUACUCCGGCUGGGGCUACACCUCCGCGGCGUCCAGCUGCACCAUCGGUAACACCUACCCCACGGACACCGGGGUGUACUGGUGCGAGUCGGACACAGGGGGGCGAAGCAAUGAGGUCAACAUCACCAUAACCGAUCGCGCAGUGAUUCUGGAGAGUCCUGCCAUGCCGGUGUCAGAAGGAGCUGAUGUGGUUCUGUACUGUAAAGCUGAGACCAACGCCGCCAAACACAAAUACAACUUCUUCAAAGAUGGCCGCCUCAUCAGGAGCAACUGCUCCGGAGAGAUGACCAUUCUCAGCGCUUCUGAAUCCGAUGAGGGGCUCUACACCUGCAGCGCCGCAGGGCUUGGAGAAUCAGAAGGCAGCUGGCUGACAGUUUUCAGUGAUGGAAACAAUCAACACGUCCAGCUCACAUCUCUGUCACCAACAUCUUCGGCUUUGCCCACAGCCUCAGUUUCAUUUCCUGGUUCCAGACUGUUGUGUCACCUGAUAGUGGGAAUUCCUUACCUGGUGUCCACCGUCCUACUGGGACUCAUCUACAGAGACAGGAGGAGAGCUACUGAGACAGUUCCAGACCAGAGGAAAAAUCUUGAUGUUAUCAUGGAAAGGAUUGUGUGAAUAAUCUCCAGAAGCCACUGACCUCAGAGAAGAUGAUGUGGGUCCGACCACAUCGGUUCAGAGAAAUGUUUCCAGCAACCAGAAAAAAAAAUCUGAUUUCUUUGGUGCUCAAGAAGAUGUAUUUGUUUUAUGAGCAAAUUUCAACAUGAGAGGAAGUUUUUGUUUUUAAAUCUAGAGUUUUGUUUUACUGUGAAACAGAUUCUAGAUGCAUAAGUGGGGACUGUGAAGAGGAAGUGGAAAUGUCACUCAUGUUUGCUUUAAAAAGGUGUUUGUGGUUUCGGCUGCAAAGUCGCUGUCAUCAGCUUUUUGUCCGGCCUUCGCUCAGGGUGGGAGUGUUUUCUCGAUGGACUUCUCUGCAUGUGUGUGCGUGUGUGUGUGUGUGUGUGGGCGGUGUGUGUGUGGGCGUGUGUGUGUGUGUGUGUGUACUUGUUUAGUUGUCUGUUUAGGACCAUUUCUGUGAAAUUAACUGAUCUUCUGAGGACCAGUGGGCCUUAUGGGGACCAAACCUCAUCCUAACAUGGUUGACCCGUUUGUAAUGGUUAGGUUUAUAUUUAAGUUGUGAGUGACGUUUUGGUAAAGAUUAUUAUAGUUAGGGUUAGAGAAAAUGUUUGUAUUAUGCAUAAAUGUCAUUAAUUAAAUGAACAAAAUAAUUUGGGUAUAAAUCCAAACGUUUGUGUCAGUAAAUAGUUUUUGAAGUUGCCUUAUCCUCCUCCACAAACAAUUUGUUGAUAAAAAAAAAUAUUAUUUUGACAGUUUACUGUCAUUCAUGUCCUGAUUUAGUCUUUGGUCCUUUAGUAGGUCAGUUGUGGUUAGAUUAGUGGAAACGACGUACAAGUUGUUUCUCAGAAAAAAGGAUGCUGUCCUAAUUUUAUGCCCACAAGUCAGAAAUUGGAUCAAAAGCCCAUCAUAGGUCAAAGAUUAACACAAACAGUUUCGGCUUGAGUUUGUCCAGUUUAUUUUAAUGUGAAAAUGUUUUUAAAAGUAUUUACCUACUGACUCUAGAUUCUAGCGGUAUUUUCUCUACUGUAUUCAGAAAGUCAUCUAUUGAUUUUAUACAAACAUUCAGAAAAGACAUCAUGUGUUCACAGUUUUAUUGUUGUUAGAAAUCAGUUUUAAGUUCCAAAGUUAUUAUGAUUAAACGAGUUUAACUCUAAUUACUUUAUAGGGAACAGUUGAUGUAACGAUGAUGCAAAAGCUAAAAUGCAGGAAGAAAUUACUGAACAUGUGUGCAUAUAACUGUAAAUGAGAGUAAAAAUGUAUUUGUGUCAUAAAUAAAUAUGGAUGGCACAAGACCUGCUGACAGUGUAAAAUAUGGAGAAAAACCAGCAUUUUUAUACUACUACUGUAAAUACUGUAUUGCAAAUAAAGUUGUUUAAAAAUUA